Molecule: messenger RNA, 4681 nt
Organism: Triticum urartu
Lineage: Eukaryota; Viridiplantae; Streptophyta; Magnoliopsida; Poales; Poaceae
Molecular function (GO): DNA binding; DNA-binding transcription factor activity
Source: RefSeq, a predicted model, not a curated record
AAAUAGACAUCUAGUAUGAUCUUGGUCAUCUUGCCAUGUAAAACAUUAGCCGAUUUUCCUUUUUGGUGUAGAGUAGAGGAGAAACACAGGUCAUUUUCAGCUGUUACGGAACAACUUUAUUGCUGAUCUCAGACGGAAGAACAUAUACAUGUGUAUCCAGACGGAACAGCAGAUUCAGAUUUCUAAGAGGACGGCGACAUCUCUACCCAGGUGCUACGUACAUCUCUCUUUUUCUGCAGUUGCAGGUAAGGCAGCUGCCACCCUGUUUGACAUAAUAUGCCACGGGUUUGGUGAACCUAGACAUUGCUGAUUAUGUUUGGCGUACUGUUGAUCGAAUUCUCCUUUUUGUCAUAGUCAGCACCUGCACCCUUAACUAAUUUCUUAUUGCUACCAUAUAUAUUAUUUCUUUGUGGAGAUUCGCGUACAGUUUCUGUUUCAGUCUACCUCUUCUAAGCUUCCUGUUUCUUUGCAAUAUCAGCCUGCAUGAAACAGAUAAAAUUAUGAUUCUGUUUGAUGAUCUAAUUAAUUACAAAGUAAAUUGGACAGAUUAAGUAAAUGCACUAUUAUUGCAGCUAGGACGAUUAGCUGUCCAAGUUAGCUGGUCUUUGAAACUGGCAUGAUGACGAAAAAAGAGGAUUCUUCAAUGUAGAUCGAAAAGGCUAGUUCCGAUUUGCUUUGAAAAGAAUUUAGCAUGGAAUGGAAUUAAGGAUUCGCUUUGUACCAUGCAAGUGUCAAUAAUGACAAUAAUGCAAAACGGAAAAUUGGACAUGCUUUGUUAUGUCGUUCAUUCAUAUAAAGCUAUAUUGUCAUUCUCUCUGGAAAAAAGCACACAGCUCUAUAUGCUCUACACGUGCAUGUUUGCUGAGAUUUUCUCCUUUCAUUUUCUUUCUUGAAAUGAUGUCGUCUGGUAGUCAAUAAGUUUUGUUUACUUAGAGAUCGAAAUGCAUAAAAUAUAUGAGAAAAUUUAAAGGAGUUUAAUCAAGGAGCACCAGGACACCUAUUGGACUACCUGUACUAUUUGCACUGCCAAGUAGUUGUAUAUCUGCCGGAGAUGUCACUUUAUAAAAUCUUGUUGGGGAAAAAUGAAAAAAAAAAGAGUCAAAAAGAAGAAUUUAAUUGUGUACAAGUACCCAAAAGGUAAAAGUACUAUGGGCUUAUUGAAAAUCAUUCAACAAAAAGUUUGAUUAAGGUGUCCAAUGCAUGUCAGGGUUACUACUAGAUGUACACAGCAUUGCCCUUUCAUUAUGCUUAUAAUACAGUACAUCUGGAGUGUGUAUGUGCACUUGGUUUGAUUUGUGCCCACAGGACUUGGGGAAAAUUGUUACUCUGGUGCCAGAUGCAAAUACACUAAUUUCUUCAAACCACGGCACUUUGUCAGGGUUGUUUGUGAAUGUUACAUUCAAACUUCAUUUAAAAAAUACGGCAAUGCUAAAAUUCCGAUGUAUGAUUUUUAAGCAUGGCAAAUCAAACAUUUUUUGACAAAAUAUGUUGUUGCGAGGAUAGCAAUUUUCUUUAGCGAGCAAGCAAUUCCUUACAAAAAACUGAACAUGGCAAGGAUUUGUCAUGCUUGCUAAAAGAAUUUGCCAUCCUCGCGACAACAUAAUUUGCCAUCUCGGACGUUUGAUUUGGCAUGCUUAAAAAUCCGGCAUUCAAUUUGUAGCGAAAUCCAAAAAAUAAGAAAAGUUGGUGAUUAUUGCCAACUACUUCCUUCGUCCCAUAAUAUAAAAGCGUUUUUUACACUACACUAGUGUCAAAAACUCUCUUAUAUUAUGGGACGGAGGGAGUAGCAGUAUGUAUGUCCAAGCUGCAGCAGGGAAAGAUGAGAUGUGGAUGUUUACGUGCAUGGCAUCGCCUGUAGUUCUCUAGUUGGUCAAUUGGAGAACCCACCUAUCUAGCUUUAUAUAGAGCUCCUUGUUCUCUGGUCCAUGUUAUAUUAUUGCCUAAGGCUAGCCAUAGUGGGGGUAACUUACGUAGUAACUUAACACACUCCAAGAUAAUUUUGCUUAUGUGGCAAGUAUUUAAUGAGGAGAGAGGUGUUUGGAGUAACAUAAUAUGUUACUGUAACAUAGCGCUUCCCGAGGUAAAAUGGGUCUAUAAGGUAAUAAAUGAAACAAUCUAUAACACUACUACUAAGAUAUUUUGCACUAUAGAGAUAGUAACUUAGACUAGUGUCAUAAGUUACUCCCCAUUAUGACCAGACUAAACAAAGUUGAUAUGAAAGGCUAUAUUCUUACAAGUGCUUUGGCUAUUUCCUACUAGUAUAGCUUCCUAGUAGUGACCAAACUGCAUGCAGUACAUGUACUGCUGGUCCAAUAUAUAUGAUGAUGCCAACUACAUCCAUGGGUCAUGGUGUAGGCGUACGUUCAACCUCAAAAGGCAUGUAGCUUCCCUUUUUGUUUGUUUGAUUGAAAGGUCUCUCCUCUCCAACCUUAGUUAGUUGUACGUCCUAUUCCAGUUCUGAAAUGUAUGUCUUCAUUGGAUGAGAGGUCAAGCUUUUGGAAGUUUGACUACCAGGAUCUGCCGAAUCGCAUCGAUAAAUCCUCUCUUUGAAAAUAAUACCGCAUUAGACUCGUCUCGCAAAAUCCUUCUGGGCUAAGCAAAUUUUGUUGCUUAUCAAAACGUACCGCAGGGGUCAGAGAUUAUAGCCAAGCCUUGCAUUUUAAGGACAUACAUGCAAAACUCAGAAAGCGAUCGACAUACAUUUCUAAAUACAGGGAAACAAGAGUACAUGUGCUUCAUCAAUUCUUCUCAGAACAUGGUGUACAGCUGACAUUGUUACUCAGCUGAACAUGGUGUACACGUAUAGAUCAGUAUCAGGUUUGAUGGACACAUGUACGCCAAAGAUAGCAGCGAGUGCAUGCAUGGAAACCCAUGGGCAUGCACUCGCACGUACACAUAUGUGCAGUGACUUUGUUGGACAUGCUAGAAGUUUGUUAGUCUUGGCUCUUGGGGGUACUUGUCUCCUCCUCUCAUUUUCGCACCUACUGGCUAGCUGGAGACCGCAGAAAGCUACAGGCCAAAAUGCAAGUUAGGAGCCCAAGACUUUGGACAGUACUUAACUUUAAUCACUAGCCUCUUAGCCGUGCCUCCUUUUUUCUCAAGGAAUCAUUGUCCCCUCUCCUCUCCUUGGCUAGCAGCUAGCAUCAGUGAUCGACCAGCACGGCAGCACGUACUGGUUAGUUUUCCUUUUUCCCUUUUCCGAUCGACAGGAGCCGGCAGUACUGGCCGGUACUGUAAAGUUUUUGGGCGGUUAUAAGUGCAUCUUUCACCCUCUCCAGAUCGACCUAUCUGCUAUGUAUCUAUCUGCCCUUGCAGAUGUAAACAUGCUUCCUUCCAAGGGCCAGCCACCCGCAUAAAUAUGAGUGAGAUCAUCAUCGACUGCUUGCUAUAUCGUCUCGCACACGCCAGCUUGAAUUCCCAUAUGCAUCUCGACGAACCUUUCUAGAUAGAUAGGCAGAUAGAACUGAGCCGUGACCUCACCCUUAAUUUGGCUCCUCUCUCUUUCUCCACACCACUGAUCACUAUUGACGAGAUGGAGGCAGCGGCACCAAGGUCCUCGUCAACUAGCUACUAGAUCGUCCGGUCGUCCGUUGAUCGAUCUCCCAUGGAGGCGAGCAAGGGAGGCGACGGGAGCUCGGGCGCCUCGGCGAGCAACGAUGACAGCACGGUGGAGGAGGAGGGAGCGGGCCGUGAAGAGCAGGAGGACGCCUGCAGGGGGAACUCUUUGUCGUCGUCGUCGGUGCGCCCCUACGUCCGCUCCAAGAACCCGCGCCUCCGCUGGACGCCGGAGCUCCACCACUGCUUCGUCCGCGCCAUUCACAGGCUCGGCGGCCAAGACCGUGCAACUCCGAAGCUCGUUCUUCAGUUGAUGAACGUCAGAGGGCUUAGCAUAGGCCAUGUCAAGAGCCACCUCCAGAUGUAUAGGAGCAAGAAGAUCGAUGACUCAGGCCAGGUCAUAGGUCAUCUCCCCUUGCCCCAUGCCUUCCAUCAUCGCCAGAGUGGUGCGGGCACCAUGUUGUCAAGGUUUGGUGCUGCUGCAUGGCCUCCAUGGAGAAGCUUCCAUGAACCAUAUUGGGCCCAUGGUCGCCCCUUUCUUGCAACUGGAUCGAGGACCUACAACUCUUUAGAAGCUGAAGCCGAGGCGGCUUUCCUUCGGUCCCGAGCUCAACAUGUAGCUCGAGCUGCAUCUAGCAAUCCGGGACUGAUGAUGCAGUCAGGCUGUCCAUCUCGGAACGAUCAUCAUACCAUGAACCACCAGCAUAAACGAUUGCUGCAACCGACAGUGUGCAACGCUGAUGAUAUCCAUAUUUCUCUUGAUCUUGAUCUCGAUCUCUCGCUCGGUCUCCCCGUGCCGAGGAGGGAGGCGAAGCGGAAGAGAUCGGGCUGCGGCUGGGUGAAAGAAGGCCCUGAUGAGAAUGGAGCCGAUGAAGAACAAGUGGAUGAGACCAGCAGUGCCACUAUGCUAUCUCUGUCCUUGUUCUCUCCUGGGGAUGCUCCUCGGAAGAUGAGUAGCACUAGUGCUAGUGAUCGUGCAGUAGAUGAGCAUGCUACAAGGAGGGCAAGUACUCUUGAUCUCACCAUAUGAUCUACACAAUGUGGUGAUAUCUCGUGGUACUUAUCCAUGCAUACAUAUGUUAUAUAUUAUGUAGAGCGAACAUAUAUACCUAUGUUUUACCAUACA